GGGAAGCGCCUGAAAGAAAAUAGAGGGGCACUCAGUUCUUUCUUCUUCCUGAGAACAACUGAUAGGCGAUUAGCUGAAGCCGCUAUCUGAUGUACCUUUAGCCCGAAAUGAUAGUGUCCCAGAGGAGGGGAAUAUUUCCCUGUCCACGAGGUCACAGCGGCUGCAGAGACCCAGUGUGCCAGGAGAAAUGGUGCUGUGGUGAGGGUGCCUGGAAAGGGCCGAGCUCAGAACCAAGAGGAGAAGGAUUUCCACAGCUUGCAAAGAGCCGAUAGUGGAGCCGCCUGCAGGGAGCGAGACCUUCCACUGCCAACAUGAAGGAAGCCCCUGAAAAUAUCUCUCUGGAGGGUGCCGGCUGGAGCCAGGUGGCAUGCAAGGGCUUGCCGACCAAGGCCCAGGACAGUAUUUUUUGCUCUGAAGAAGAUAACAGUCUAUAUUUCACAUACAGUGGAAAAUCAAACGUUCUCGAGGUCAAAGAACUCAACUACCAGGUUAACAUGGCAUCCCAGAUUCCCUGGUAUGAAAGCCUCGCACAGAUGAAAAUGCCAUGGACCUGCAAAUCGGAUCCCCGUUCUCACGUGUCAGUCAUUCAGAAUCUGAAUUUAAAAGUUCAAAGUGGUCAAAUGCUAGCUAUUAUAGGAAGCACAGCUGGUGGAAAGACAUCCUUGCUUGACGUGAUAACCUGCCGGGAUCACGGAGGAAAAAUCAAGUCUGGUCAAAUCUUGAUCAAUAACAAACCCAGCACUCCCCAGCUUGUUAAGAAAUGCAUAGCACAUGUGCGGCAGGAUGACCGACUGCUCCCCCACCUGACUGUCAGAGAAACACUAUUGUUCGUUGCCAAACUGCGCCUUCCAAAGUUUUUUUCAGACUCGCAAAGGAAAAAAAGGGUAGAAGAUGUUAUAGCAGAACUACGCUUGCGUCAGUGUGCAAACACAAGGGUAGGGAACGAGUACCUCCGCGGCGUUUCGGGAGGCGAGAGACGGAGAGUGAGCAUCGGUGUGCAGCUGCUCUGGAACCCGGGAAUACUCAUACUUGAUGAGCCCACAUCUGGACUGGACAGUUUUACUGCGCAUAACCUUGUGAUAACGUUAUCCAGACUGGCCAGAGGAAACAGAUUAGUUCUUCUUUCACUUCAUCAGCCCCGCUCAGAUAUCUUCCAACUGUUUGAUUUAGUUCUUCUGAUGACUUCUGGAGUCACUGUCUAUUCUGGAACAGCUAGAGACAUGGUCCAGUAUUUCACAGAACUCGGCUAUCCCUGCCCAAGGUACAGCAAUCCUGCAGAUUUCUAUGUUGAUUUGACUAGCAUCGAUAAACAGACCACAGAAAAGGAGAUAGAAAGCCGACAAAGAGCAAAUACUCUUGCCAACUUGUUCCUAGAAAAAGUCAAAGAUUUUGAUGAUUUCUUAUGGAAAGUUACUGAAGACGACGAUGUUGCAACCACAUUCAGCAAGCAAAGGUCUCAUUUAGAUUCAGAAGAGGCUAUUGACAUGCCUCACCAUUCAAGUGAUCAGUUACCAGGAGUCUUAAAGCAGUUCACUAUAUUAUUAAGUCGUCAAGUCUCCAAUGACUUCAGAGAUCUUUCAACGCUAUUAAUCCAUGGAUUUGAGGCCCUUCUCAUGUCAUUAUUAAUUGGAUUUUUGUACUAUGGCCAUGACAAAACCAGACUCUCUAUUCGUGACACAACAGCACUGUUGUACAUGAUAGGUGCACUAAUCCCAUUCACAGUGAUUUUGGAUGUUAUUGCCAAAUGUCAUUCGGAAAGAGCUAUGCUUUAUCAUGACUUGGAAGAUGGCAUGUACUCUGUUAGCCCAUACUUCUUUGCUAAGAUUUUGGGGGAGCUCCCAGAACACUGCGCUUUUGUUAUAAUUUAUGGGGUUCCCAUCUACUGGCUGGCAAACCUCAUUCCUGAGCCAGAACAUUUCCUGCUGAACUUCUUCUCCGUGUGGCUGGCUGUAUACAGCGCCCGCGCAAUGGCACUUUGGGUGGCAGCGCUGCUGCCGACGUUACAGCUCUCAGCCUUCUUCGGCAAUGUCCUUUUCACAUCGUUCUACCUGAGCGGUGGUUUUGUGAUAAGCUUGGAAAACCUCUGGACCGUUCCAUUUUGGGUUUCUAAAAUCUCUUUUCUCCGAUGGAAUUUUCAAGGCAUGAUGCAAAUUCAGUUCACUGACCUUACAUAUGAAAUGACUGUUGGAAAUACUACAUUUCAAAUACCAGGGAAACUUAUCACUCACGCUCUGGACCUGGACUCCCAUCCUCUCUACGUAAGCUAUCUUGUCCUCGCUGCUAUCGUUUGCAGCUUCUUGCUUUUAUACUACUUAUCUCUGCGGUUCAUCAAGCAGAAAUCAAACCAAGACUGGUAAGGGCAAACCAUGUGGAUGGGGCAGCGAGUUACAGCGUUCCUUGCAAGAAAUCGAGCUUAUUUUGGGUCACCUCCGCGGCCGGUACCUGGCUGGUACCAGCUGGCCACAGGAUGGCAGCAGAACUCCAGGAGUCGGAAGGCAGAGCUGUGCUCCUCCACAGAACCUGCAACAAACGGGGGCUUCAGCCUGGGGCUGUGUCUGUCGUUGGUUUUGUUUGUUUGUUGUCUAUUUUUGGGUUUUGUCUGUUUGACAUAGGGGUUUUAUAGGUGACAAGACGCUUACGAGUUCUCCACACCUUGAACUAUUCUAAGCUAUAGGCCACUGAUUUAAAAGGCCGCAUCCCACUUUGUAAUAGCUGAUAUUUUAGUCCAUAAUGUUUGAACGUAUAGUGAUCACGUACUUAAUUCAGAGAGCUCCGAGAGAGGCGAGAUCAGCACACAGAAAACGCCACGUAUAAGACUGAGCACUCGUAAGAACAGCGCAGAGGACAGCAACACAGAAGAUUUCACUGGUGCUUCAGGGGAACGCGCAAGGAUGGAAAACACAACUGUUAACGACGCUGUGUUGUUUCUACUUCCUUAUGUAUUUUAAGGCUUUGCUUUUGUGUUCCAGUUAGAUGCUGUUGGUGCCCAAAAUGGGUAUUUUCUCCCUGUACGGAUGAUUUGUUGUAAUGGAUAACUUUAUCUCACCUGCUUGGAUUUAUUGCUACAGUACAAAUACAUACCAACAGCAAUUUGACAAGUUUGAUUCCUAAGAUUCUCAGGUAGAAAACACCAAACUGCCCCUCCAGUAAUUAAAAAUCUAACGGUGCAAUCUAUGAAAUGCUUGUAAUUGUGCACCUAGUUAUGCUCAGCCAUAAGACACAAAUACUCCGCGAAAAUGAGUAACAGUAAAUAAAUGGCUGUAAUUCACACACAGUCAUGGUAAACGCACGUGCAAAUGAGGUGUACGGUUGUUGCGAGCAUUUUAUAAGAUUAGCUUGGUUGAUUUUAAAUGCUUGGGUGCGUAUGUCUGUGCUUAUAUACAGAGACCCAAAGCACACCGUCUACUCCACUUCCAUUUACGUGUUGCAUACAGUGGAAAACUCCUGGUGUAAUCAGCUAUAAUGCCCUGGAUACUCUUAAGUAAAUCUUUACUUAUUUUAUUAUACAUGUAAUUUUUUUUGAGAAAUAAGACUGGAAGAACAUCAAUAUUUUAUUAUUCUGUUUGGCAAUUCGGGCUGCCACACUACUUCCCACAGGUUCCACGUGGUACUAAAUUCCCAGGAAGACCUUAGUCUAGAGAUGUUAAGCAGGUCUGAUAAAGUAACAGCUUCAGCCCCAGGCAGCUGUAGGAAUCCAAAACACUCCAAGGUUUUUCUAAGGUGAAUUCUACCACUUCUCUCUGGUUCUGCUGCAUUUGAUUUUGAAAAAACCCACUUGAUCUCAUCCUAGUGCCAUUUUGGAAUUAUCAGAUUUUCAUUGCCUUCUAAUGGCAAAGCCAAUUCUUUCAGUCCAAUUCAGCAUCAUUAAAUUGUCAGAAUAGCAGCUUCCUGUUUGAUUCUUAAUUAUUCCUUUUUAUUAUAUUUAAGACAUUUAAUUUUUUUUAAAGUGGUUUACUCUUCUUUGUAAUGAUCUGUUGUGAUUAGAAUCUCUUUUAUAUUACACUGAAGUUUUAAGGGUAUAUAUUGGUACUUCUAGUCUAAACCUCUAUUUUCAAGGUAUUUAGAGGAUUAAAUUCUAGGCUGACUCUCUGUUGUGAAUUCACUUUGAUGUUUAAUAAAAAAAAAAAGGAGAGACACAAUGGGAGAAAUUAAAGACAUAAGGGACAGCUCUGAAUUUUAGGGGCAUAUUGUCACGCACAGAAAUCUUCAGGCACCUAGAUAAGAAUAUACCAUAGCCUUAACUUCGAAUUUCCUUCCUUUUGUGAAAUUAGUCAGGCUGCUGACAUUACUUAAACAGCCUUUUUCGAUUUAAAAUUCCACCCUCUUAACAUCAUGCAGCAGGACCAAACGGUGUGAGUGUUUCAGAGGUGGUGUUAUGACAAGGGUAGAUGGGGACAUAAUGGGGACUUGAGCGGGGAGCCUGGGAACAGCCAUCGCAGGGGGUGUAGGAAGAGCUAUCAUAGGAUGUGGCCAGGCCCGUGUUUACAUAGAAAAAGCUCAUAUUCUAUAUACUACAAUUACAUUAGCACGCUGCCUAUGAUCAUAUCUUGUUUCCUUGAUGCCUAGAGAUGGGGAAUAUAGGCUGUGAUUAUUGUUACAGGCUUUAGCAAUAAGAAGAUAGGAGCCUUGAAAUACCAGCAAUUAGCGUUCGUGCCUAACAAUAGCAUGCCGUGGGGCUGUGUACAGAGAAGCGCGCAGGGAAGAGUGGGUGGAUGACACAACCUGCCCCACUCGCGUUACUGGGAGCUGAAAAAUAGUACAAGUUUAGGGGAAAUUAUGCACCUCUCAGCAGCGAAGAUCACGCUUUGGCCUCUACGUUCGUGUCCUGCUUCAUGCUGGUUGCGUGGGGGAAAGGUUUCACACUUCCAUAGCGGAGCCGUUGCCGCUGCAAAAAAACAGUGGUUAGCGAGGGAACAGAAAUCUUCCCGGGGGUUCUAACCAAGGCUAAAUGUCAUCAUUUCAUUUCAGCACAGCUUCGCUUUCCAAAUUUCACAGUUCCUUUUCCUCAGACUCGCCGGUGUCAGCAGCCGCUCGGCGUGCCCUCCUGCCUGCCCUCCCCAUACCAGCGUAACCAGAGGCACCGCAGCCCACAACCACCACAGCACAAAGAGCAAAGACCACCAGCGAGACGCGGCACGGAACACGUCAGUACUGCCCAUUCCACAUGUGGCAACGUUUAUCUCGUUACAGACUUAAGCACCACGGCAAGGCAGAUCUGCCAUCGGAGUGGAGCAGAGCAGUGCCCACCAGUCCAACAACACUGCCAUCCCGAGGAUUCACCAUCUUUGCUCCCCUGUAUCCUGCCCUGGGCAGGUUGGAAAAAGAUCUCAGCUGUACGUCGCGGUGCCUGCUCCUGCAGCAACCAGCUGUGUGGCAGCACGAAGCUGGUUUUGAAAUGGUACCACGUUUAGUUGGUUGUGGAGCUCACAAGCUGAUUUGCCCAACUGCUGUCUGAACUACCAGCCGGGGCGUGACCUACCUGCAACAGGCUAUAGGGUUUCGGACCGCAUACACAUCAAAUUCGGGAAU
Molecule: messenger RNA, 5529 nt
Organism: Chroicocephalus ridibundus (black-headed gull)
Lineage: Eukaryota; Metazoa; Chordata; Aves; Charadriiformes; Laridae
Gene: ABCG8
Product: ATP binding cassette subfamily G member 8
Exons: 13
Coding region: 312-2357 (681 amino acids)
Biological process (GO): transmembrane transport; cholesterol efflux; cholesterol homeostasis
Cellular component (GO): signaling receptor complex; plasma membrane
Molecular function (GO): ABC-type transporter activity; ATP binding; ATP hydrolysis activity
Source: RefSeq, a predicted model, not a curated record